AAAAGAGAGAGGAGAACAACCGAAUGAUCCUCUUGUGCUCUCGUCCCUCCCCACCCGCUAUAAUACCGCCACGCCCUCGUCGCCAUCAUCACCACACCACCGUUCGCUUCCCUCCCUCUCACUCCCGAUCUCUCCACCACCACCCCUGCCUCCUCGCACCUCUCCUCGCCUCGCACGGCAACCGGCGGCGGCUCGUCGGUGGCCCAGCCAUGGUACUCUUCACGGUGACGAAGAAGGCCACCACGCCCUUCGACGGCCAGAAGCCCGGCACCUCUGGCCUCCGCAAGAAGGUUACUGUAUUCCAGCAGCCUCAUUAUCUGCAGAACUUUGUCCAAUCAACAUUUAAUGCCCUUCCCGCCGAACAAGUAAAAGGUGCAACCAUUGUUGUCUCUGGUGAUGGCCGCUAUUUCUCAAAAGAUGCGGUUCAGAUCAUAACAAAAAUGGCUGCUGCCAAUGGAGUAAGGCGUGUUUGGGUUGGACAAAACAGUCUCAUGUCUACUCCAGCUGUAUCUGCUGUCAUCCGUGAAAGAAUUGGUGCAGAUGGAUCAAAGGCUACUGGUGCCUUCAUCUUAACAGCGAGCCAUAACCCAGGUGGUCCGACCGAGGACUUUGGCAUCAAAUACAAUAUGGGAAAUGGCGGACCUGCCCCUGAAUCCGUCACUGAUAAGAUUUUCUCUAAUACAACGACAAUUACUGAAUACUUCAUUGCUGAAGACCUUCCAGAUGUUGAUAUUUCUGUUAUCGGUGUCACUAGCUUCAGUGGACCUGAAGGCCCCUUCGAUGUUGAUGUCUUUGACUCUUCUAUAGAUUACAUAAAGUUAAUGAAGACAAUUUUUGACUUUGAGGCAAUAAAGAAGCUGUUGACCUCUCCAAAAUUUACAUUCUGUUAUGAUGCUCUUCAUGGUGUUGCUGGAGCUUAUGCCAAACACAUCUUUGUGGAAGAACUCGGUGCUGAUGAAAGCUCACUGUUGAAUUGUGUCCCAAAGGAGGACUUUGGGGGCGGUCAUCCGGAUCCUAACCUCACAUAUGCAAAAGAAUUGGUUGAACGGAUGGGUCUUGGGAAGUCAGCCUCAAAUGCUGAUCCACCUGAGUUCGGUGCUGCAGCUGAUGGAGAUGCUGACCGCAAUAUGAUUCUGGGCAAAAGAUUCUUCGUGACACCAUCAGAUUCGGUUGCCAUUAUCGCGGCCAAUGCUGUUCAAUCAAUUCCUUACUUUGCUUGUGGCCUGAAGGGUGUUGCCAGGAGCAUGCCAACAUCAGCUGCCCUUGAUGUUGUCGCGAAGAAUUUGAAUUUGAAGUUCUUUGAGGUGCCUACUGGGUGGAAAUUUUUUGGGAACUUGAUGGAUGCUGGAAUGUGCUCAAUCUGUGGUGAAGAAAGCUUUGGCACUGGAUCUGACCACAUUCGUGAGAAGGAUGGUAUCUGGGCUGUGCUAGCAUGGCUGUCUAUUCUUGCUUUCAAGAACAAGGACAACCUUGGAGGAGGGGAUAAGCUUGUCACGGUCGAAGAUAUUGUUCGUCAACACUGGGCCACCUAUGGUCGCCAUUAUUAUACACGCUAUGACUACGAGAAUGUUGAUGCAGGGGCUGCUAAGGAACUUAUGGCAAACCUAGUCAACAUGCAAUCGUCACUUUCUGAUGUUAACAAGUUGACCAAGGAGAUCCGGUCUGAUGUCUCUGAGGUAGUUGCGGCCGAUGAGUUUGAGUACAAGGAUCCUGUUGAUGGCUCAGUCUCCAAGCACCAGGGUAUCCGAUAUCUCUUUGGAGAUGGUUCACGACUGGUGUUCCGUCUCUCUGGAACUGGUUCUGUUGGUGCCACCAUCCGUGUCUACAUUGAGCAGUACGAGAAGGAUUCCUCCAAGACCGGGAGGGACUCACAAGAUGCCCUUGCUCCACUGGUUGAUGUGGCACUCAAGCUCUCAAAGAUGCAAGAGUACACCGGCCGAUCUGCCCCCACCGUGAUCACAUAAUUUUUUGAAGAGUCCGCGUUUUAGAGAGUUGUGGCACUUACAAAAACUCUCAUUCCGGCCUCGCUUGAUAGCUUUUUUGUUACAUCUCACCACUGAAUAAAAUGUAUGUAUCAGACUCUCCCUCUCGUUUUAUUGCCCAUACUGCAGACUUGGCCGCUGGCACAGCAUGCGGUAAUAAUCCUGUCACAGUGCUGUAAUUUGGAGCGUGUUUCUCCUUGUAACAUAUCGAUGUGUUUUUGCCUUGUUUGA
Phragmites australis (common reed) is the source of this 2213-nucleotide messenger RNA. Its product is annotated as phosphoglucomutase, cytoplasmic 2. The coding region runs from base 24 to 1964 and encodes 646 amino acids. Gene Ontology annotation, cellular component: cytosol. Gene Ontology annotation, biological process: carbohydrate metabolic process. Gene Ontology annotation, molecular function: magnesium ion binding; phosphoglucomutase activity. Lineage: Eukaryota; Viridiplantae; Streptophyta; Magnoliopsida; Poales; Poaceae. The record is from RefSeq and is a predicted model, not a curated record. The transcript has 18 exons.